Molecule: messenger RNA, 951 nt
Organism: Rotaria sordida
Lineage: Eukaryota; Metazoa; Rotifera; Eurotatoria; Philodinida; Philodinidae
Source: the annotation of a GenBank genome assembly
AUGACAGCGGCAGUAUCAUCAUCAUCCGACAAUUUAGAAAAAUUUCGACAAAUAGCUAUUUUGAUUCAUCGAAUCAAGUACAUUGAGAUUUUAUAUUCUCUUUGGACGAUCUAUUUGCAAUCGGGCUCGGGUCAAUUGAACUCUCAUUAUUCUCGAAAUGAAUUAGGUCCACAAUUAUGGGUAAAACCUGUCAAAUCUAUGGUUAAAGUGCCUGUUCGUUCUGGUGUCGAAGAAAAUGAAGCUUGUUUAGCCUAUGUCAAAAAUCGUCUAGCUCAAUUAGUCAAAGUUAAGCAAGAAUAUCAUGUUGAUCUACAAGUUCAAUUAAAUCAUUUACCUCAUUGUUCAAUCAUGAUUCAACAAGCAAUUGAGAAAUUCAUUGAAGAAAAUCUCAUUAGUCUACGUAAGAAAAUUGAACAUAAAAUACAAUUAGUACAUUUUGAUUAUGAUGAACAAAUCGUAAAACUUGAUUAUCUUCAACAGAAUCCUAAUGAAGCUCAAAUAAAAUUAACCGAAGAACUCUGUACUGCUAAACAACAAGAAGAACUGAGCAAAUAUACAUCCGAACUACUUGAUAAACAACUCAUUCAUUGCAAUGCUUCAUACAAUUUUGAACGUUUACCUAUUGCUCGCGUUCCUUUAUUUGAUUCGAUUGGUAACGCCAAUGUUCAACAACAAUUCUAUUCUCAAUAUAAACAAAUUAUUGAGCAAACAAAAAAAGAUAUGCACACUCUCUAUACUCAAUCAGCUACAAAUCAACAGAUGCGUUAUCAAAAUGAAUAUAAUGAUAAAAUGAAAAAAAUUAGAGAAGAACAACAAUUACUUCCAGAUGAACAAAAAUUAACUACGAAAAUGAUUGAAAUAAUCGAGCAACGUGCUCGUCUUAUUGAAGAGCGACUCAAAUCUAUUCACCAUUUUAAACUUGAAAAACUUUCUAUUCAAUCAUACACAUGA